CUGAAGAGAACAUAAACGCGAAAGCAAGUGGAGCGACUGUGGAACCAGCAGUUCUUGCACGUGAUAAUGCUGCUUCCAGAAAAGAAGAAACAGGAUCGGUGUCAACUGUUCCAGUUGCAGCACGCGUCCACCCGCAACACGACAACGACGAUGAUACACCUACCCGCGUGCUCUUUAUCACAGGAAAAAGAAGUAGUGUGAUGACGUUUUUGAUGGAACACUGAAAGUGUAAGUGAUGAAACAUGGUGUCGUGCUGCGUAGCAUGCAAGCUCGCCAAAGUUUGUCAUGCGUCGUGACGUCGCCAAGCUGUGAUCGAGAAAGCCAAAGCCGUUGACGUCAGCACUGACUUUUUUGCUUAAUCCUCUUCCGCGCAGCAGACGCGGAACAGGCGGGAGAAAGCAGUUGCUCUGCUUCCGCGACCGGCUCAGCUGCGACCUCCUGCACGACCAUGGAAAAGAACCAAGAAAUCAUUCCACGACCCGCUGCUAGCCAUGACACCGCGCCCCCGCCCGGCGGGGAAGAAAAAUUCCAGGUCUCUUCCUUCGCUGAGUGGGUGCGGCAACAGGAGGAGAUGGAAAAGAAAGCGGAAAACGACAGCAGUGAUCCUUUCGCUGUUCCAAAAUACGAAUCGCCCCAGUCGAAAUUACACCGCAGACCUUAUGUCUUCACUCUGAAGCGCGACCGAUCUGAAGCGCGACGGAGUGUGUCGAGUUGUAAAAACUUGCAGAAAAACGAUUCUGGUUGUUCAACGUCUGGCACCAGGGGACAACACCUUGUAGACGCUGCUAAUGGAGAUGGUCCUCGCGGACGUCAAAGGACGGCGACAGGCGGCCUAUCCUUUGCAAAAGUAUUGUUUUACUGGUGUAAGUCUGGAAGUGCUAGCUUUGCAUAUGACAGCUAUACUACAACUUAUUUACCUGCACAUGUGCCAUGAGAAAUUGCUUUUCUUCUUUCGAAAAAAAUUGUCAUGCGACGUUCACUUUUUCUAACUAAAGCGCGACGCAGCUUUUGCAACGCAUACAGCCAGUCG
Molecule: messenger RNA, 1030 nt
Organism: Amoebophrya sp. A120
Lineage: Eukaryota; Dinophyceae; Syndiniales; Amoebophryaceae
Source: the annotation of a GenBank genome assembly